Messenger RNA from Dermatophagoides farinae (American house dust mite), 898 nucleotides. RefSeq lists its product as uncharacterized. The record is from RefSeq and is a predicted model, not a curated record. NCBI's taxonomy places the organism in Eukaryota, Metazoa, Arthropoda, Arachnida, Sarcoptiformes, Pyroglyphidae.
UUAUGAUGAUUAAAUUAAUUAUUGAUUGAUUGAUUGAUUUUGUUGUGUUCAAAUGUCAAAACAAUUAUUGAAUAUUUUCGGUGUGUUUGAUGUCAAUUGUUCAAGAUUAUAUUGUCAUUUACAAUUACAGCUACCAUUCUUGAAUUUGAUACAUGAAAAUGGAAAUUUCCGGCUGAAACAUGUAGAUAAUGAACUGAUUUUUACAGUUUCAAAUGAUGACAAUGGCAAUUUUCUACAGUUUCGUAUACGAGAAACAGAUAACUCUUCGCGGUCAUUAAUCAUUGAUGGAUUCAAUACUGAAUUAAACAACAUUGAUGAUUGUAUCUAUCGUAUUGAAUUCGAUUUGGCCGCCGCCAAUAUCAACGUUGACUUUGAUCGAAUGAAAAAAUUGCUCGAUUAUUCAUUUCAUAAUGAAAAUAAUUUGGAAAUUUUUCCAGUUUUAAAAUUUGAAUUAAAUAACGACGAAUCUGAUCUAUUACUACCAAAAUCGAUUGAAUUCGAUAAAUCCCUAUUGCAAGUAUUUGAUCGUCCAAAUCCAGAACUAUUAAAUGAUUGGCUUUUUUGUCAUAAUCAUUCCCAUCAUGAAGAUGAUAAUAAUGUUGAUAUUUUGUCAUCAAUAAACGAAAAUUAUGGCCCAUUAAUUUUAGAUCAUAUCGAACAAAUUGUUCAUCUUUUACAGAAUGAAUCGAAUGAAAUUUUGUUUGAAUCGGUUAAAAAUAAAACCAUAGUUUGUUUAUCAGACUUGGACAAAGAGAUUUUUAUACAACAUGUGAAGAUUCAAAAAUGGAAAACAAACAAAUGAUUCGAAUAAAAUUACAAAACUCUUUACUUGUAUGGUAUAAAAUUUUUCUUCCAUCUGAUAUAUCAUUGAAAUCUGAUGCUCAAAAUCAUAAUGAUG